ACUCUGUCCUGUUUUUUCAUUGACUUGAACCUUUCCGGAAGUUGAUCGCAACCAACUGUGGGACUCGCAGGAUCGUAGCCUUGGGAGAUUCGGAAAUCAACAUUUGCGUGUCAGCACCAGAAGAUCGAGCGAUUCUUAUUUACGUAGUAGAGUUCUUGUCGUCUACGUGUUUCUUUGCCUUCAGAGCACCAUGAUUACCACAUCCCCUUACUUCAUUCUGUUUUGCUUUUGUGGUUGUAACUCACUAUCAUCUUGCUUCCACUGUGGCCUCGUUUUCUCAUUUUGUUUAAAGUCGCUGUUGCAACAAUAGAGUUCUGCCGCCCCCCCGAAGUGCUAGUACUACCCGAUGUUAUUUCCAAAUGCUCAGAAAGUUCAUCUUCUUCGUAAUGUUGCGGUUGAAAGGCCUUUUUUUUGAAGAUCAGCAAGUAGUCACGCUCGUGUAGUAUCAUAUGAAAAUUGGAACAACGACCCUUCACAAUCACAAAUUAGGCACGGAAGAACCAUAAGAUUUUUUCAACUACGUCAUGUCGUCCGGCGCCACGCCCAAGUCUCAGCUGCCGUCCGCUACGGCGGGCUACGAGACCACCGUGGGACACCGGGCGGACUCGAAGAAGGUGAUCUUCCCCAUCGAUUCCGUGGCCUUUCUCGGGGCGGGCAUGAGCAUCGGGCAGAACCUCCGCGGCCUCGAGGUGGCGCCCCAGGCCGUGCGGGCGGCCCACCUCGCCAGUCUCGUGAAAAAGCUGGGGUACACGUGGAAAGACUACGGCGAUGUGGACUUCGACGCCUUGUUUCGGGAAAAGGGGCUUGCGGCAGGCACAAGUGCUAGUGAGCAAAACACGAUCGCACUCGCGCAGAAAAUGGCGGAGGAGGACGAACUAUCGUGUGCAAAAGUAUCGUACUCGUAUAAAUGCAGGCCUUGCAUUACAAAUCUUGUUCCCAAGGCAAAUCUGCAUUACAAGUUUUAUUUCUCAUGCUGAGGUAAUGCAUUUAUACGAGUGCGAUACUACACUUUUGCGGUUCAUACGAACUCUUUCAGAAGAAAAACACGAUCACCCGCGAGAACUUCGACACGUGGCGCAACACCCCCGGGAUCCGAGCGAAAAUUUCCUUUGGCGAUUGGUUGCUGGAACAAGGGCUGCUCGACGCGGCCCACACCUCCAGCGGGACCGCCUCGGAGGCAGAGGACAUCACACCGACCACGACAAAAUCCACGAUGCAGAGCCCAAUUUCGACCAACCCGGGCGUGACACCCACCGGCGCAGCGAAUCAGAAUCACCCCACCGUCCUCGCAGCGAGUUGUGGUCACCGGAAUCCGUCUCCCGCAGGAAGCAAUGGGGUAGAAAAACCCAUCAAGAACCUGGAUUUAAUCGGGCCGGCUUGCGAGCACCUGUACCAGGAAAUCCUCCGGAUUCACAGGAAAACCACGACUAGCAUGAUGAGCGCAGAUAACAUGAAUAGCGGGAACGGGGGCACGGUAGGAGCGGCACCAAUGCCAACGGCGUCACUGUUCCAGCAGCAGGCGGGGGAGCAGCAAAUCUCAAAUAUUCCCGGUCCACAUGCAACAGCACUUACCAGCAAGCUGAAAAUCCCUCGGCCCUUUCAACUUACGGUCGGAGGCGAUCACGCUGUCGCGGUAUCCACAAUUACCGCUAUGCAGCAGAUCUACCCCGACCUCUGUGUCAUUUGGGUGGACGCGCACGGGGACUGCAACACACCCAAGACCUCCCCCUCCGGGCACUACCACGGAAUGCCAGCGGCGCACGUCAUGGGCUGGUUCGACUCCCACCCAAAAGGGUUCGAAACCUGGAUGCCGGAGAACUGCAAGCCCGUGGUCAAUGCGCACAACUUCUGCUUCAUCGGCCUGCGCGACAUCGACCCCGGGGAGGCGGAGUUGAUGCGCAAUUCCGAUCUGCACUUCUUCACGAUGUAUGAAUCGCAAAAGUAUAAUCUUCCGAUUAAUACUGGUGGUACCAAAAACAAAUUAGCUCAGCAUUAAAAAUGCGACUUCGACGAAGGCGAACUUUGCCUUGAGACAAAUUUGUGGUGCAACAUGACAGCCAUUACUACGAGCGCGAUAAAAAUCACUUUUGCAAUGCAUACGAUGCGGGACGUGGACGAGUUGGGCAUCGCGAACGUGAUCAAGGAAGCGCUGCGGCGCAUCGACCCGAACGCCCGCCGGCCUAUUCAUUUGUCCUUCGACAUUGAUGGGUGCGACCCGAGCAUCGCGCCCGGCACCGGGACCUGUGCGCGCGGGGGGCUCACGUAUCGGGAGGCCCACUACAUUUGCGAGGAGCUGGCACUGACCCGGCGCCUCGUGUCCAUGGACUUGGUCGAAAUCAAUCCGGUCAUCGACACCCUGUCGGACUACUCCAAGAAACUGAAAAUGCACGGGGACCUGGACGUCCUGAUCGGCAAGCACGUGUCGCCGACCGUGCGGCUGGGAACGGAGUUGGUGCUCAGUGCCUUGGGACAGGCAACGAUGUAUCGGAAGUGAGGGCGAGGGUAGUUAGUAUCUUGGAUAUUCGUCUACUUAGGAGUUUACUGUGUAAAUAUAUAACAACUUUUUGAAGAAUUUUUUUACUUCUCUCACGACACCUAAACGUGAUUCUCGGACAGUAGUAGGAGCUCACCUGCACUGUUCCUCUUGUCAACCCUUUACUGGGUAACAUCAUCAUCGUCAUCAUCUAAUUGCUAGAUGCGUACUGCAGCUGCUCGUAUGUGGCCGGAUUCCGUUUACUUCUUCCAUCUGCAGGCUAAAUAAUCACGGAAUGUUGAUUACUGUGAGCAUGAUACGAUGCCUCGGCGCCUAGUAUCCCAUCUCAUCUACUUCGUGUAAUUAAACAUGUGGACGAUGCUCUCUUCUCAGUGUCAUACUUAUUGAAAAUAAGGGACCGGUGUUUCUAGCUCGAGCACAUCCACUUCCACGCCGUGGGGAACGGGACGCAGUGGCACAGCACCACCGUACGACCUAGUCUUUCGGGCAGAUUUUGCCAAUAUUGUAAUUUGUUCGCGUUCUUCUUUAAAACACCUGAUGAGGUAAGUAGUUAGAAGAAUCUUGCUUGUCGUGUCGCGCUCGACAACCAAGAGCAAGAACUUCAGAAUGAAGCGAAUCAUAGUAGCAACCGUUCUAAACUUCUCCUUCUAUGGCACGAUACAGGUCACCAGUGCCGCUUCUAUCUUGAAUCAUCACUUUUUGAAUUUUGACCCGGACAGAUUGAUACCGGGACUGACAACGCAAACGCAGAAAAACCCGGAUAAGACGGCUGUGAUCACGAAGUCAUGUGAAGGCUAGUAUCUCUACUGACGCGCCAUCACAAAGGUGCAUCUAGUUGCAGACGGCGGUCAGCAGACCGUGUGUCGUGGAAGAACGGAAGCAGAAACAAGAUGAAG
Molecule: messenger RNA, 3390 nt
Organism: Amoebophrya sp. A120
Lineage: Eukaryota; Dinophyceae; Syndiniales; Amoebophryaceae
Source: the annotation of a GenBank genome assembly